CAAAUGACAGCACUGUUCGCUCCUGCAGUAGCCCGUGUGAGACGGCUAAGCGCCAACACACAAUCCCUCUGACUCGAGAAAUCUUAUGAUCGGCUGUGUUUGGAGAACUAGUGAACAACCAGUGAACGUGAACAACAUCCGGGUAAUUUACCUCUCUGCCUGUGUGAGCUGGUGAAGAUGGUGAAGCCAGACAUCCACACUCUGGCCCACCACCUGAAGCAGGAGCGGCUGUACGUGUCAUCGGAGAAGCAGCUGAUCCAGAGGCUCAACAGUGAUGUACUGAAGACAGCUGAGAGGCUGUACCGGGCCGCAUGGAUCGCCAAGCAGCAGAGGAUCAACCUCGACCGUCUCAUUCUCACCAGUGCGGAGGCCUCUCCAGCUGAAUGCUGCCAACAUGCCAAAAUGCUGGAGGACACACAGUUUGUCGAUGGCUACAAGACUCUGGGCUUCCAGGAGACGAUCUAUGGCGAGUUCUUGGCCCGGUUGAGGGACAACCCCAGACUGGUGGCUUCCUGUCUGGUGGCAGGAGAGAGGCUGAACCAGGAGCACAACCAGGGGGUCACCCAUACAGUCUUCACCUCACUUUAUGGCAACUGUAUCAUGCAGGAGGAUGAGAGCUACCUGCUCCAGGUGUUGAGAUAUCUGGUUGAGUUCGAGCUAAAGGAGAGUGACAACCCUCGCCGCCUGCUGCGACGGGGAACCUGUGCCUUCAGCAUCCUGUUCAAGCUCUUCUCCGAGGGCCUGUACUCGGCCAAGCUCUUCCUCACCGCCACCCUCCAUGAACCCAUAAUGCAGCUGCUGGUGGAAGACGAAGACCACCUAGAGAUUGACCCGGCCAAGGUGACGGAGCGCCUCACUCCGGCCCAGCAGGAACGCUUUGGGGAGAAGGGCUCUGAUGGCUACAAACAGAGGGUGCAAGCAGCUGUGGAGGCCAAUGAAGCCAAGCUGGUGGCUCUAGUCAACAAGUUUAUCGGCUACCUAAAGCAGAACACCUACUGCUUUCCCCACAGCCUGCGCUGGAUCGUGUCGCAGAUGUACAAGACUCUGUCCUGUGUGGAGCGUCUCGAGGUGGGCGAGGUGCGCACCAUGUGCACAGACCUGCUGCUGACCUGCUUCAUCUGCCCAGCUAUAGUCAACCCAGAGCAGUACGGCAUCAUCUCAGACGCCCCCAUCAAUGAAGUGGCCCGCUUCAAUUUGAUGCAGGUUGGGCAACUUUUGCAGCAGCUGGCCAUGACCGAUGACGAUGCAGACCCUAGGCGGAAAAGCAGUUUGUCCAAAUUUGAUAAGAGUUGUGUAGCUGCCUUCCUGGAUGUGGUGAUCGGAGGAAGAGCAGCGGAGACCCCGCCCAUGUCCUCAAUGAACCUUCUUGAAGGCCUCAGUAGGACUGCGGUCUAUAUUACACAUAAUCAGCUGCUCGUGAUGGUGGACUUUGUGCGUAACGUGAUGGCAGGGGACCACCUUCGCGAGGAGGAGCACAUGGCUCUGGAGACCCUGGUUGCCAACGUGCCCCAGUCUCGAACUGUGAAGAGCAACAGUCUGGAGCUCACUCCCUCCAACACCCCCCAGCUCUCCCCAGCUACCACUCCUGCCAACAAGAAGAACAGACUUCCCAUAGCAGCUGCCCGCAGCCGCAGCCGUACCAACAUAGCCCAGGAGGGGGAGGCAGAGGCCAGCUCCCAGGAGUCCCUACAGGAGCUGAUGCCAGAGGAGGUGCUCGUGAUUUCAAUAGGAACUGGUCCUCAGUCUGUCCCUGGGAUGAUGUCAGAGAAUGAGGUUUUGAACCUGCAGAUGGCUGAUGGGGCCCAGGGGGAUGGCCAUGCUGAUGAUACUAAGCUGCAUGGUAAACCAGACAAAACCCUCCGCUUCUCCCUCUGCAGUGACAACUUGGAAGGCAUCUCAGAGGGUCCGUCCAAUCGUUCCAACUCUGUGUCCUCUCUGGACCUGGAGGGAGAGUCUGUUUCUGAGCUGGGAGCCGGCCCAUCAGGGAGCAACGGAGUGGAGGCUCUGCAGCUUUUGGAGCAUGAACAAGCCACCACUCAGGACAACCUGGAUGACAAACUGCGCAAGUUUGAGAUCAGAGACAUGAUGGGUCUGACAGAUGACCGAGACAUCUCAGAGACGGUCAGCGAAACCUGGAGCACCGAUGUGCUCGGCAGUGACUUUGACCCCAACAUGGAUGAAGAUCGGCUGCAGGAAAUAGCAGGGGCAGCUGCAGAGAACAUGCUCGGCAGCCUGCUGUGUCUUCCUGGCUCGGGUUCGGUGCUGCUGGACCCCUAUGGCUCCACCAUCUCGGAGACCACAAGCGAGGCUUGGAGCGUGGAGGUCCUUCCCAGUGACUCAGAAGCCCCAGACCUGAAACAGGAGGAGCGUCUGCAGGAGCUGGAAAGCUGCUCAGGUGUUGGCAGCACCUCUGAUGACACAGAGGUCAGAGAGGUCAGCUCGAGACCCAGCACACCAGGCCUCAGUGUUGUCUCAGGCAUCAGUGCAACCUCAGAAGACAUCCCCAACAAGAUCGAGGACCUACGGUCAGAGUGCAGCUCCGACUUUGGAGGGAAGGACUCUGUGACCAGUCCAGAUGGGGAGGAGUCAGGCCAAGGAGGACACAAUCUGACAUCUCCACCGUCUCAGACAGAUUCCUUACUGGCCAUGUUCGAUCCCCUCUCCUCAGGUGAAGGCUCCUCUACUGGAACAAUAGUGAGGCCCAAAGUGCAUUACGCCAGGCCCCCUCACCCUCCCCCUGAUCCCCCCAUCCCUGAGGCCAGUGCCUUGGGGCCGGAGACGCGUCACUCUCUCUUCACGCCUCACUGCCUGGUCCAGGCCGAGCUGGAGCACACCAAGCAGCGCCACUCCUUCCCGGACAGGCUGGUCCGUAGCCGCAGCUCUGACAUCGUGUGCCCUGGCCGCCGGCCCACGAGCGACCCCGGCCUUAACCGGCGGGUAGCGGUCGAAGAGCGCGACCCUGCCGGGGCCUUCGCCUUAGGGCCGUCCUCGUCCCCCAGCAAGGACUCCCUGAAAGGAGAGGUUGAGGACAGGAAAGACAGUGACGAUGAGAAGUCUGAUCGCAACAGGCCUUGGUGGAAGAAGCGUUUCGUGUCAGCCAUUCCCAAAGCUCCGAUAGCUGCAUUUCGUAAAAGAGACAAGCAUGAGAAAGACGACGUCGUCCCAGAGCGUGUCCCUCAAGAUGACCCGUUGCCCAGACAGAGCUCGCAAGCUCAGGCAGCUGAAGACAUUCUGGACAAGUACAGGAACAUCAAGAGGACCAGCCCGAGUGAUGGAGCUACAGGCGGAGCUUCUUAUGAUGGUACAGGAGACCUUUGUGUUGAGGACAGCGUGCAUGACUCUCCUAGAGAAGACACUCUGCAGAACAUUUCCACUGAUGACCUCCCAGACUCCGCCAGCCAGACAGCACAGCAGCAUGACUCCAAGUUCUCUUUCAGUGAUGCAAAGAAGAAGUUGAGGCUGGCAUUGUGUUCUGCAGACUCUGUGGCUCUGCCCAUCAUGACUCAUACAACUACUCGAAAUGGGCUGCCUGACCACAUGGACUGUGAAGACAAUGAGAUCGUCUGCUUCCUGAAGAUCCAGCUAGCGGAGGCCAUCAACCUUCAGGAUAAGAACCAGAUGGCCCAGAUCCAGGAGACCACGCGCUGCGUCACCCGCUUCGACGCACGUACCUGCAGGAAGCUGCUGGCUGCCAUUGCCGAGGAUUAUAGGAAGCGGGCCCCAUACAUAGCUUAUCUGACCCGGUGUCGUCAGGGCCUGCAGACCUCUCAGGCCCACCUGGAGAGGCUCCUCCAGAGGGUGCUGAGAGACAAGGAGGUGGCCAACCGCUACUUCACCACCGUGUGUGUCCGGCUCCUUCUUGAACACAUGGAGGCCAAGAUGCUUGACUUCAUUAAAGCGUUCCAGGGGUGCACAGCAUCGGAUGACAAGACGGCAGCAGUGGAGGAUUUUCUGCGCUACUUGUACGGUGCCAUGGCCCGUGAUGCCAUUUGGCAGUACGCUAGCGAGGACCAGCUGCAGGAUGCCCAGAUGGCUAUUGAGCGCAGCGUUAUGAACCGCAUCUUUAAACUGGCCUUCUACCCCAACCAGGAUGGAGAUAUUCUCAGAGACCAGCUUUUCCAUGAACAUAUCCAGCGGCUCACAAAAGUUGUGACGGCCAAUCAUAAAGCUCUUCAAAUCCCAGAGGUUUACCUGAAGGAGGCUCCCUGGCCCUCUGCACAGUCUGAGAUAAGGACCAUCAAUGCGUAUAAGACGCCACGUGACAAAGUCCAGUGUAUACUGCGCAUGUGUUCCACCAUCAUGAACCUCCUCAGCCUGGCCAAUGAGGACUCCGUCCCUGGAGCGGAUGACUUUGUCCCUGUACUUGUCUUUGUCCUCAUAAGGGCAAACCCGCCCUGCCUGCUGUCCACCGUUCAGUACAUCAAUAAUUUCUAUGCCAGCCGGCUGAGUGGGGAGGAGUGCUAUUGGUGGAUGCAGUUCACCGCGGCGGUGGAAUUCAUUAAGACCAUCGACGAUCGCAAGUGAAGCAGAACAGCCACCUGUAUGGGCAGACUGCGGGGGAAGGAGCCGGGAGACUUGGAGACCUCCCAACCAACUGCUCCCUCUGCACAGCUUCUAAAACCUGGCCCUCAGCCUGCUCUUUAUUUGUAUAGCUUGUACAUAGCCAGAGACGUUGAAAGAGUACAAAAUAUAUAUUACUGUAUCUAUGUGGACAAAUCCAGGUUUUAGCCGUGCUGAAAAAAACGGCCUUGGGGAAAAAAUUGGCAAGAUGUUAGCUCUGAACCUGAUUUUGAUUUUUUUUCCUUUUUGUCUCUUGUUUUCACGUUUGGGGUCUGUAAUAGGAAUUUUAUAAAUAUAUAAUUACCAAUAUGACAUUAAAUCAAUCUAAAAGAUAA
Anoplopoma fimbria (sablefish) is the source of this 4895-nucleotide messenger RNA. It is a transcript of the gene gapvd1, whose product is annotated as GTPase activating protein and VPS9 domains 1. The transcript is spliced from 27 exons. NCBI's taxonomy places the organism in Eukaryota, Metazoa, Chordata, Actinopteri, Perciformes, Anoplopomatidae. Gene Ontology annotation, biological process: vesicle-mediated transport; regulation of GTPase activity. The record is from RefSeq and is a predicted model, not a curated record. Gene Ontology annotation, cellular component: cytosol; endocytic vesicle. Bases 178 to 4524 code for a protein of 1448 amino acids. Gene Ontology annotation, molecular function: small GTPase binding; guanyl-nucleotide exchange factor activity.